Molecule: messenger RNA, 1584 nt
Organism: Aureobasidium uvarum
Lineage: Eukaryota; Fungi; Ascomycota; Dothideomycetes; Dothideales; Saccotheciaceae
Source: the annotation of a GenBank genome assembly
AUGGCUCCCUACCUCAACGAGACCGAGCGCACCACCUCGAGCAGUGCUCAGGCUCCUCUCUUCACCGUCCAGUCUCCUAAUGUCACAUACUCUGACGAUGCGAUCCUCAGCAAGUAUGUCUACCGUCAGACAAAGGUGACCAAGUCAUCCAACGGUGGCUAUGUUGCUACACCCAAGGAGACUGUGUAUGACUUCAAGGUCGAACGCAAAGUUGGCAGAGUCGGCAUGAUGCUUGUCGGCAACAACGGAUCUACCGUGACUGCUGGUAUCAUUGCCAACCGUCAAGGUCUCUCGUGGGAUACCCGUGAGGGCAAGCAGUCAGCAAACUAUUACGGCUCUAUGGUCAUGUCGUCAACAGUCAAGCUCGGCACCGACUCAGACACUGGCAAGGAGAUCUAUGUUCCCUUCAACGAGCUUCUGCCCAUGGUCGACCCCAACGAGCUCGUCAUCGGGGGUUGGGACAUCAGCGGUAUGAACAUCGCCGAGUCCAUGGACAGGGCUGGAGUCCUUGAGCCAACCUUGAAGCAAAUGGUCCGCAAGGAAAUGGCACAGAUGGUUCCCCUCCCCAGUAUCUACUACCCUGACUUCAUCGCUGCCAACCAGGAGUCAAGAGCAGACAACAUCCUUGAGGGCUCCAAGGCAUGCACUGAGCAUCUUGAGAAGAUCAGAGCAGACAUUCGCGAGUUCAAGUCCAAGCAUAGCCUUGACAAGAUCAUCGUCCAAUGGACUGCCAACACAGAGCGUUACGCCGAAAUCCUCCCCGGUAUCAACGACACAGCAGACAACCUUCUUCAGUCCAUCGCUUCAGGCCACCCCGAGAUUGCUCCCUCCACAAUUUUCGCAACCGCUUGUAUCCUCGAAAACGCACCCUUCAUCAACGGUUCGCCCCAAAAUACCUUUGUUCCCGGUGUCAUCGCCUUGGCUGAGAAGCACUCUGCCUUCAUCGGCGGUGAUGACUUCAAGUCCGGACAGACCAAGAUGAAGUCCGCCCUGGUCGAUUUCCUCAUCAAUGCAGGUAUCAAAGUCAAGUCCUUGGCUUCUUACAACCAUCUCGGAAAUAACGACGGUAGAAACCUUUCCGCGCCUUCUCAAUUCAGAUCAAAGGAGAUUUCAAAGUCCAAUGUCGUGGAUGACAUGGUUGCUGCCAACCACAUCUUGUACGAGGAGGAUGAACACCCCGAUCAUACUGUUGUAAUCAAGUACAUGCCCAGCGUUGGAGACAACAAGAGAGCUCUGGACGAGUACUACGCUGAGAUCUUCAUGGGAGGUCACCAGACCAUCAACAUGUUCAACAUCUGUGAAGACUCGCUCUUGGCCUCGCCGCUGAUCAUCGACUUGGUCUUGAUCGCUGAGCUCAUGACCAGAGUCCAAUGGAGAGAAAACAGCGUCGACGAUGCAGAGUUUAAGGGCUUCCACUCUGUUUUGAGUGUAUUGAGUUACAUGCUCAAGGCCCCUCUCACUCCUCCUGGUACUCCUGUCGUCAAUGCCCUGAGCAAGCAGAGAAAUGCUUUGGUCAAUAUCUUCCGUGCUUGCGUUGGUCUUGAGCCUGAGAACGACAUGACACUUGAGCACAAGUUGUUCUAA